Messenger RNA from Diversispora eburnea, 1782 nucleotides. The record is from the annotation of a GenBank genome assembly. Lineage: Eukaryota; Fungi; Glomeromycota; Glomeromycetes; Diversisporales; Diversisporaceae.
AUGCCGACAUAUGGAGUAUGUCAUUUAUUGCAUAUUUUAUUGGAAAAAAAAAUUCCACCUCGAUGGUAUGUUAAUAAAAUGAAUCGAGGUGUAAAUUAUAUAAUUUCGACUAUAAUUCUAUCCUUCAUGGUAGAUUGUACAUAUAUUCUAAUAAAAACAACAACUUCUACAUUAACAACAUCAAAAUUAACAACUCCGACAACAUUAACAACAAUAUCAACAAUAUUACCUUUAAAUUCUACUAUAAUAACGAUUAAGACAAAAGAUUUAGUAGAUUCAUUUGAGAAUAAUUCUAUUAGUAAUUUAAUCAUUGGAUAUAUUUUUAUUUUUUUCUCAAUUUGUUUAUCUGGAUAUAAACGAACAUUGGGAAAAAAGUUGGCUAUAGAAGUUGGUGGAAAUCGUAAUUUAUUUGCAAUUGCUGUUCCUCUUGGAGCUGUUUUAAUAUCACCUUUGGCAUUUUACGCCAAGAGUUAUAUAGAAAAUAUUAAUUACACAAUUAUAAUAUUUACUAGUUUAGGAAUUGGUUUAUUAAUUCUAGAUUAUUUUGUUAGUCAUUCAAUCAGUAUCAAUUCAUCAACAAUAUCACAUGUAUUAAAUGGAUGGCCAAUAUCAAUUGGAAGUAGUAUUUCAUGGAGUUUUCUUUUGUUUUAUGGAGAAUUUUCAAUAUUAGAUAUUUUAUUUUGUGGUUUAAUGUAUAAAGGAAUUUAUAAUGUUUUAAUAUCUGAUAAACAAUUUAUUAAUGAUACACAAUUCCCUUCACCGGGAAUUAGUGGUGGUAGAGGAUUUGAACUUCCACUUCAUGGUAGUAGUCAUAAAAAUUCCAGACAAAUAUUUGGUUUUCUAUUAUUAAAUUUAAGUUAUAUGUUUGUUCAAAUGAUUUAUGGAAUUUGGAAUAAUAGUUUGGGUUUGAUUUCGGAUGCUAUUCAUAUGUUCUUUGAUUGUUUAGCAUUAUCAAUUGGGAUAGUUGCUGCUAUAAUAAGUAAAUGGCCAGAAAAUAAAAAAUUUACAUAUGGUUAUGGACGUAUCGAAACACUUUCAGGAUUCGUUAAUGGAAUAUUUCUCAUUCUUGUAUCAAUAUUUAUUGUAUUUGAAGCUAUUGGUCGAUUAAUUGAACCACCAGAAAUGAAUACUGAUAGAUUAUUAUUAGUAAGUUCUUUAGGACUUGCAGUUAAUUUAAUUGGUGUAUUUGUAUUUAAUCAUGGUCACGGACACUCUCAUGGACACUCCCACGGACAUUCCCGUAAACACUCCCAUGAGCAUCAUUCCUCUUCCUCUUGUAAACAUGGGAAUCAUGAUGGAAAUUAUAAUGCCAACAUGGAAGCAGAUACAUUAGGAUCAAUUGGAGUUAUCAUAUCAACAAUUUUAAUUCAACAAUUUGGUUGGACGGGUUUUGAUCCAUUGGCUUCAAUAUUAAUUGCGGUUCUUAUAUUUAUUAGUGUUAUACCUUUAAUUAAAAAUUCUGCAUCUAUUUUAAUGCUUUCCAUUAAUAAUGAUGAUCUUGAACACAAAAUUUUAGAAGGUUUACAAGAGUUAUUACAUACAUCUUAUAUUAAGUCAUAUACUAUGCCUCGAUUUUGGCCUAAUGAUAAAGAAUGUAUAAUUGGUAGCAUUCAUAUUCAGACAACUAAUGAUGCUAAAGAACAAGAAAUCAUUGUAAAAGUUACUAAAAUAUUAAAACUUCAUAUUAAGGGUUUAGAAGAAUUAACUGUACAAGUUGAAAAAUUAGAUGAAGGAUUUCGUGGAUGUUGUUAUGUUGUUAGUAAUAAAAGAAAAAGUUAUUAG